CAACUUUCGCCCCUGCCCCUGCAACCUCUAAGCCCUCUGCGCCCUAACCCUAGCCCCUCCCCUACCUGCAUCAACAUGUCUGACUCUGCUAGUUCUGUCUCUGUCGAACGCGAGCUCGCUUCCGAGACUCCCGCCGUUGAGCCAGAGGCCGAGCAGCCUACCAAGGCUACUACUAAGAAAGGCGCCAAGGCGGCUGACAAAAAGCCAAAGAGCACCAAGAAGGCUGCACCUAAGGCUACUGCUAAGCCUGAGGCCGCCCACCCUACGUGGAAGGAGAUCAUCAAGGAAUGCAUCGCCGAGAAUCGCCAGGACGCACGCACUGGUGUCUCGCGCUCGACUAUCAAGAAGUUUGCGGAGGAGAAGUACAAGCUCGAUAUGAACGCCGCUGCGAACAUCGCCCAGCUCAAGCGUGCGAUCUCGUCUGGCGCUGAGAAGGGCGAGUUCGUGUUGCCCAAGGGCCCCUCGGGCAAGGUUAAACUGCCCCCCAAGAACAAGCCUGCUGCGGAGGAUGCCACUAAGGAGAAUGCUAAGCCUGCUGCUACCAAGAAGGCUGCGGCUGACGCUCCCAAGAAGAAGGCGUCCUCGGAGACGCUGAAGAGGAAAGCCACCUCGGAGACCAAGAAGCCUGCGCCUGCAAAGACGAUCAAGAAGCCUGCAGCCGAGAAGGCACCCGCCAAGAAGGUGGCGGCGCCGAAAGCUGCUACCACCAAGAAGGCAGCAACAACGAAGAAGCCUGCCGCUGCUACUAAGAAAGCUACGGCUGCGAAGGCGGCACCGCCGAAGAAGACGUCGAGCAAAAAGACGGAGGUCAAGAAGGCGGCAGCGAAGAAAGCAGCGACGAAGCCCGCAUCCAAGAAGCCUGCGACAGUCAAGUCUACGUCCAAGGCAUCAACAAAGCCAGCUUCGAAGAAGGUGGCGACUGCUUGAUCGCAUGUCCUCUUUCCUCCGUCUGGGUCUUUCUGGUUAGAUAUCUUCUGUGACAGUAUAUUCUUAUUGUGCCUAUCUUCCUGUGAUCUUAAUGUUGUAAGAGUAUAUAUCAUCAGUCAGCGCUUCAUCUCGAACGUUUCUUACUG
Messenger RNA from Gloeophyllum trabeum ATCC 11539, 1073 nucleotides. RefSeq lists its product as uncharacterized. Gene Ontology annotation, molecular function: DNA binding. The transcript is spliced from 6 exons. NCBI's taxonomy places the organism in Eukaryota, Fungi, Basidiomycota, Agaricomycetes, Gloeophyllales, Gloeophyllaceae. Gene Ontology annotation, biological process: nucleosome assembly. The coding region runs from base 76 to 927 and encodes 283 amino acids. The record is from RefSeq and is a predicted model, not a curated record. Gene Ontology annotation, cellular component: nucleosome.